This is a messenger RNA of Octodon degus (degu), 1567 nucleotides long. RefSeq names its product transmembrane protein 59 like (gene Tmem59l). The transcript has 9 exons. The record is from RefSeq and is a predicted model, not a curated record. The coding region runs from base 29 to 1222 and encodes 397 amino acids. NCBI's taxonomy places the organism in Eukaryota, Metazoa, Chordata, Mammalia, Rodentia, Octodontidae.
CCCGGUUGUCCAGGUUCCUGCAUCCGGCAUGAGCGGUGGAAGGCGACGCCACUGUCAGCCGGGCAGCGGAGGGACGCAGGUCGCUGCGUCUCGGCCCUGGUGCCGAGGGAGACAGUGCCAGGCUGCCUCGCUCGCUGACGUCAGCGCCGCCCCGCAGCCAGCAUCCCGCACCGGCGACCAUGGCUGCGGCCGCACUGAUGUCGCCGGCGCCGCUGCUGCUGCUACUGCUGCUAGCGUCCCCGCCCGCCGCCCCCGCGCCGCCGGCACGGGACCCCUUUGCCCCCCAGCUCGGGGACACCCAGAUAUGCCAGCAGCGCUGUCGCGAGCGCGACCCCGGACCGCAGCAUUCACAGGGCCCGAGGUCCCCACAGGGUCUCCAUAUGACAGGGCCGUGCAAAUCAGCGCUUGUGAGCGGGGCUGCCGGCUCUUCUCCAUCUGCCGCUUCGUGGCCAGGAGCUCCAGGCCCAAUGCCACCCGGACUGAAUGCGAAGCAGCAUGCGUGGAAGCCUACGUGAAGGACACUGAGCAGCGAGCCUGCCGCGAGGGCUGCUGGAUCCAGGUGCCCCAACCAGACCCGGAGACCCAGCCAGAGAAGAGAAAGGUCCUGGAAGCUCCCAGUGGGGCUCUGUCCCUCCUGGACUUAUUUUCCACUCUCUGCAAUGACCUUGUCAACUCGGCCCAAGGCUUCGUCUCCUCCACCUGGACAUAUUACUUGCAGACUGACAAUGGAAAGGUGGUGGUUUUCCAGACCCAGCCUGUGGUCGAGAGCCUGGGCUUCCAGGGGGGCCGCCUGCAGCGAGUGGAGGUGAACUGGGAUACCUGGAAGGGACGGCAUCCCGAGGCCCUGGAAGUACACGUGGACCCUGUAGGCCCCUUGGACAAGGUUCACAAGGCCAGGAUCCGAGUGAAGACCAGCAGUAAGGCCAAGGUGGAAUCGGAGGAGCAGGACAGCGACUUCCUCAGCUGCAUGUCCCGACGCUCGGGGCUGCCCCGAUGGAUCCUGGCCUGCUGCCUCUUCCUCUCCGUGCUGGUCAUGCUGUGGCUCAGCUGUUCCACGCUGGUGACUGCACCAGGCCAACACCUCAAAUUUCAGCCGCUGACCCUGGAGCAGCACAAGGGCUUCGUGGUGGACCCGGACUGGCCGCUGUACCCGCCUCCGUCACAUGGUUGCGAGGAUAGCCCCCCACCCUACAAUCUCAAGCUGGACCUGACCAAGCUGUAGCCCCACAACUAAGGGGAUGCCCCAGGACCUCUCUGUUCUGCACCUCAAGUCUAAGGUUGGGGUGUCUCCUGCCCUAUCUUGCACGCCUCAGUCCUGGGGGUGGGUCUGGCCUGGGCUCUUCCACUCCCUCUUCCUUGGGCUGCGCUUCUUCUGUCUUUACUCUUGUGGCUUUCAGAGUAUCUGACCCGUUUUGUGUCACCUUCCUUUUUUCUCUGUCCCCUCUGUAAGGGGCUGAGGCACAGUGGAGCCACUUCCUCUGCAGCUUCCUUCUCAUCCCUGAGAUCCGUAGACCCGCCCCUUUGGGAGCAGGGACCCUGGGGACCUGGUGGUGGGCAGAGGAGGGGC